AAAAAAACGCUUGUGAAAAUCUUUUUUUAAACCAACUCAUUUAUUUAAUUGAAAUCUUUCAAUUCGUUCCAGUUUUACGAAUAUUAAUAUAAAAUUAUUGUACUUAUUUAUCUUCUAUCAUAUUUUUAUUCAGUGUCCUUAACUAUGAAAUUUAUUUUUAAAACAUCAAGAUGCGUUGUUAUUUGUAAUCCCAGAUUCCUGAAUCUAGAGAGUUGUCUCCAUAAAAAUUGUAGACAUAUUAAAAAUGCAGCAGUUUUACACCUCACUCAUAAAGAAUCAAAUAAAUUAGGCCAAGAUUCUAAAGUUCCUCCUUAUUUUAGAUCAAGUUUAAAUAAUAAUAGCUCAAAUAUACAAGCAUCUGAAAAAACUAAACCUCAAUUAAAUGGUUCAAAUGAAACAAAUACUUCUAAAAAUGAUCAAAGACUAGAAGAUUUAAAGAUCUUAAAAGAAAAUUCGUUUGGAAUACGUUUAAUUAAUAAAGUAGAAAAAAUAUCUCCAUCUGCUGCUAAGUAUGCAAGGAUUGGUGUUUUUGGAUGUAAAUAUCUGUAUAAAGAUUGUCAAGUUCUAAUUUUUGCAUACAAAAAAAUAUUUACGUCUGGGCUUUCAUCUUUAACGUAUGAAGAAUUAGAAAUGAAAUAUAGGCUUCCAAUGCAGCUACUUCGAUUAACACCAAUUCUUAUUUUUUGGCCUAUACCAUUUACUAAUUUUCUUUUAUUUCCUUUAGCAUUUAUAUUUCCUAAAUAUUUGUUGUCUGAACAUUUUUGGAGUGAAGAACAACUUAAACAAUUUUGGACACAUGAUCAAAAAAAAUGCUAUGAACAAAAUGUUAGAAUUUUUGAACAUUUGAGUUUAAUGGCUGAAGAAUGUUCUGAUGAUAUGCUUUUAAAAUGGUUUCGUGUAAUUGAAUGUUUAGCAGCUGGGGGUGUUUCCCCAAUUGAUGAUAUUCAAUAUGCUAUACCAGUAUUUUCUAUGUUCCCUUAUCGUUUUAGUACAUUACCUCGCCAACACAUUACUGUACUUUUGAAAUUGUAUAAUAUGCAUCGUGGACUUAGAAGAAGAGUGAGAUUAAAAAAAUUAGCUCAGUAUAUUCAAUUAAUGGAUCGAGCUAUAGAGGCCAAAGGAGGACCUGAAGAAUUAACCCAACGUCAAUUACAAUGGGCUUGUCUAUUUAGAGGAUUGAAUCCAUUCUCAUCGAAUAAGGAUAAUUUAGUUUCUUAUUUAAAUAACUGGUUAAAAGUGAGUUCAAAAAUUGACAAGGAUACUCUUAGCUGUAUUCUUCACUGUCAAGUAUUACUUGCUUUGAACCGACCUGAAAAUGACAUUUUAAGGAAAACUGAUUAACAAAUAAUACUCUAUAUUAAGUAAUGAUCUAUAUUUAUGUAGACACUAGAUGAAGAAAUUGUUAUUUUUUUAAAAUCUAGUCUGUUUUAUAUUUAUUUUAUUGUUUAUUUUAUUUUUAUAAAAAUAAUAAUGUUAAUAUCAUGUUUUAUCUUUUUGAUGUUAA
Messenger RNA from Daktulosphaira vitifoliae (grape phylloxera), 1504 nucleotides. RefSeq names its product LETM1 domain-containing protein 1. The coding region runs from base 145 to 1341 and encodes 398 amino acids. NCBI's taxonomy places the organism in Eukaryota, Metazoa, Arthropoda, Insecta, Hemiptera, Phylloxeridae. The record is from RefSeq and is a predicted model, not a curated record. The transcript is spliced from 7 exons. Gene Ontology annotation, biological process: intracellular monoatomic cation homeostasis. Gene Ontology annotation, cellular component: mitochondrial inner membrane. Gene Ontology annotation, molecular function: ribosome binding.